Molecule: messenger RNA, 1217 nt
Organism: Cuscuta epithymum
Lineage: Eukaryota; Viridiplantae; Streptophyta; Magnoliopsida; Solanales; Convolvulaceae
Source: the annotation of a GenBank genome assembly
CCAAAGUUGACUUUUGUAUUAAGAAGAGGAAAUUAAUUUUAGUCACAUAUUUCUUACUUUAAAUGGAAAUCACAAAUCUUUUUGGGACAUCCAAAAAAGGAAAUUCGGUCAACCUUUUUGGGAGGAAGGGAGUAUAUCAUAAAAAAAAAUGCACUCCCAACUUGACACUGAUAAUUAAAUGAGUACUCCGUACUUAUAUUUUCAUGGAAGUCGCAGCAUAAAGUCCACUGCAUAGCAUUAAUGGCCGGUGGCAGCUUGAGGGGACAGCUUAUACGGACUGGUCGCUUAACUGCACCUCAUCCGAUCCAUGAACUCAUUAUCUUCUCCAUCCAAUAUUCUACACAUAUAUACAUUCAACUGAACAUACCUUCAGAAGAAAUAACAAACGGCCUUAAGCACUUAUAUGCAUGAUGAUGCAUGGCCACUUGUGGAGUUGAAAAACUACCCACCAUUCUGUACAUUGUUGCCCUUGGAUCACUCAUGGUUGCUUAUCUGGUCAUCUGCUACCUUAUUCUCGACCAUAUCGGUGAAAACGAUGAUGAGGAACCGCCCUUUCCAGCUGAAAGUUUUUCGGGAUUAUCGUAUGAAGAGCUGCAAGAAAUAGGCUGUUUCUAUUAUGGAGCAAGGGAAGAAGAAACCCCACCAUUAUCAUCAAUAAUAUGGUGUGCUAUUUGCCUGGAUAGUCUCAAGGAAGCAGAGCUGUGCAGAAGUUUCCCAGCAGGUUGCAGCCAUGUCUUUCAUGCCCAUUGCAUUGACCCUUGGCUCUUAAAAACACGCACUUGCCCUACCUGCCGGUCUCCAUAUAUUUAUAUAUCUCCACAACCAAUAAGUUUCUGCCUUGAAUAAUUAAUUUAAGCGCAUAAUUUAUGUAUGAACUAUGAAGUAUGUAUAGAUAUGGCUGGCCAUCUGAUCUACCUAGCUUGAACUGAAAUAGUGUUUAAGAGUUUGUAAAGAGUUUUAAAGUUUAAAGUUUCCACAUGGCCGGUCCUUUCUAUUUUUGGGGCCUAUGAGCGGGAUAAUAUUUUGGGCUUAUUUUCAAGACAAAUAAUAAACUGUAUUUAUUUAAAAUAAUAUUUAUAAUAAAAUUAACUAAUAAAGGUCGUUAAAUAAAAACGAAUCUCAUUUUAUUAUUAUUAUUUAAAUUAUAUAUUUGGUGAAAAGUAACAACACAAGUAUCACAUAAAAAGAAUAACAUUUAUUUUGUAAUUAUAUUGGAA